Cyphomyrmex costatus is the source of this 3726-nucleotide messenger RNA. RefSeq names its product alanine--tRNA ligase, cytoplasmic (gene AlaRS). Gene Ontology annotation, cellular component: mitochondrion; cytoplasm. The transcript is spliced from 14 exons. Gene Ontology annotation, biological process: alanyl-tRNA aminoacylation. The coding region runs from base 31 to 3708 and encodes 1225 amino acids. The record is from RefSeq and is a predicted model, not a curated record. Gene Ontology annotation, molecular function: alanine-tRNA ligase activity; aminoacyl-tRNA deacylase activity; nucleic acid binding. NCBI's taxonomy places the organism in Eukaryota, Metazoa, Arthropoda, Insecta, Hymenoptera, Formicidae.
GAUAUCACACUGAGCAGCACAAAGGAUUUUAUGUCUGAUAUUAUCGAGAUGCCAUUACAACAGACUGCCAAUAAUCAAAACAAUGAUGAUGGUUUAUCAGUAUCCGACACAAUAUCAUGUGCUUUGAACACAAAUAAUAGUAAUAACAUGAAUGCAAAGCAAAUACGGCAAGCCUAUAUCGACUUCUUCAAGAGCAAGGGACACGAAUAUGUACAUUCGAGCUCAACGAUACCCCACGAUGAUCCAACUUUGCUUUUCACGAAUGCUGGGAUGAAUCAAUUUAAGCCGAUAUUCUUAGGAACGGUUGAUCCCAACAGCGAUAUGGCGAAAUGGGUGCGCGUUGUUAAUAGCCAAAAGUGCAUCCGAGCUGGUGGCAAGCACAAUGAUCUGGAUGACGUUGGUAAAGAUGUUUAUCAUCAUACGUUCUUUGAGAUGAUGGGAAAUUGGUCUUUUGGUGAUUAUUUCAAGAAAGAGAUAUGUACUUGGGCCUGGGAAUUUUUAACAGAUGUGUUGAAACUAUCAGCUGAUAGAUUGUAUGUCACAUAUUUUGGUGGGGAUAAGAAAAACGGAUUAGCACCAGACGAUGAGUGCAAAAAUCUCUGGCUUUCUCUUGGAGUUCCUGCCUCGCAUGUUUUACCAGGCAACAUGAAGGAUAAUUUUUGGGAAAUGGGCGAAACUGGACCUUGCGGACCGUGCAGUGAACUGCAUUACGAUCGUAUUGGUGAUAGAGAAGCAGCUCAUCUUGUGAAUAUGGAUGAUCCCGAUGUAUUAGAAAUUUGGAAUCUUGUGUUUAUUCAAUACAAUAGGGAGUCAGAUGGUAGUCUUAAAUCAUUACCAAAAAAGCAUAUAGACUGCGGCUUGGGUUUAGAACGACUGGUAUCGGUGAUUCAAAAUAAACGUGCUAAUUAUGAUACAGAUCUAUUUAUGCCUUUGUUCACCGCAAUUGAGAAAGGUACAGGUGCACCUUCUUAUCAAGGUAAAGUAGGAGCUGACGAUGUUAAUGGAAUCGAUAUGGCAUACAGAGUUCUGGCUGAUCAUGCUCGAACUCUUACAAUUGCUUUGGCAGAUGGAGGAGUGCCUGAUAAUACUGGCAGAGGAUAUGUGCUAAGGAGAAUUUUACGACGCGCUGUACGCUACGCAAUCGAGAAAUUAAACGCUAAACCAGGCUUCUUCGGAACUCUUGUAAACGUAGUAGUCGAUCUUCUCGGUGAUGUUUUUCCAGAAGUAAAAAAAGAUCCGCAAAGUAUUAUUGAGACUAUCAAUGAAGAAGAAAGUCAGUUUUUGAAAACUUUAUCGCGGGGUCGUAAUUUAUUGAACAGAACGAUAGCAAAGCUGGAAUCAGCUGACACUGUGCCAGGUGAUGUCGCGUGGCGUUUAUAUGACACUUAUGGUUUCCCGAUAGAUCUCACUCAGUUAAUGACCGAAGAGAAAGGAUUGAAGAUUGAUAUGGCAGGCUAUGAAGAAUCUAAGAAACAAGCUCAAUUAAUUUCUCAAGGUAAAGCUGGUGGUGUAGAUGAUCAAAUUAAUCUGGAUGUCCAUGCCAUCACUGAAUUGCAAAAUCAAGGCGUUAAACCUACGGACGAUUCUCCUAAAUAUAAUUAUAAAGUAACAAACAAAACUAAAUAUAAAGAGUAUGAAUUUGCACCAUGUACCGGUACUGUAAUUGCACUAAGACGCGCUAAGACUUUCGUCAAUGAAGUAUCUUCUGGCGAAGUGGUUGGAAUUUUAUUGGACAGAACGAAUUUUUAUGCGGAGCAAGGAGGACAAAUAUACGAUGAAGGAUUUUUAGUGAAAGUCAAUGAUGAGACUACAGAGAUUCGUAUAAAAAACGUUCAAGUCAGAGCUGGUUAUGUGUUACACAUUGGUAUUGUGGGCGAAGGCAAAUUAAAAAAAGGAGAUAAAGUUCGUACAAAUGUGGAUACGGAACGUAGACGGCUCGUGAUGGCUAAUCACAGUGCCACGCACGUUUUGAAUUAUGCGCUUAGGAAGGUCUUGGGAACUGAAGCCGAUCAGAAAGGAUCAUUGGUUACACCUGAUAGACUCCGCUUUGACUUUACAAACAAAGGACCAAUGACAGGACAACAGUUGAAAGAAACGGAAUUGUCAGUUAUUGCCAUAAUAAGGAAAAAUGAGAAAAUUUAUGCUAAGGAAAGUAACUUAGCUACAGCAAAAACUAUUCAGGGUUUGCGUGCAAUGUUCGAGGAAACGUAUCCUGAUCCAGUGCGUGUUGUUAGUGUGGGCAUACCGGUUGAAAACUUAGAAAAAGAUCCCUUAAGUACAGCCGCUCUUGAAACCAGCGUAGAAUUUUGCGGGGGAACACAUUUGCAUUACACUAGCCAUAUAGGUGAUUUUGUAAUAGCCAGUGAAGAUGCUAUCGCUAAAGGUAUUAGACGCAUAGUAGCACUCACUGGACCGGAAGCAAGAAAAGCCAUAAGAACGGCGGGGAGAUUUGGAUCAGAUAUAACAAUGUCUGAAUGUCAAUAUCAGAUGAAUGAUAUGAACUCUAAGGAAUAUGUGAGAAAGAUAGUAGAAUUAACAGAGGAAAUAUCUCAAGCCCUUAUUCCUGCAUAUCGGAAGGAUGACUUGCGCAAUCAUUUGAAAGAAAUGAAGAAGUCUCUCGACGAUAAAGAACGUGCAGCAAAGGCGGCUGUCGCUACCACAGUCGUACAAACUGCUCAGUCUAUAAUAGAGUCUAAAGUUGGAUGUCAAGUCUUAGUCGAGGUGCUGGAAGCCUACAGUAAUACAAAAGCUCUAGAUUCAGCAUUAAAGAAAAUCAGGGCUAUAUCGCCAGAAACUAGUGCUUUGCUUAUAAGUGUCGAUCAUGAUGUCAAAAAAAUAUUCGCUCUCAGUUCUGUUCCUAAAUCUGCAAUAUCCAAAGGAUUGAAAGCAAAUGAAUGGAUUCAGGCAAUUACAUCUUUGAUGCAAGGCAAAGGAGGUGGGAAAUCUGAAUCUGCACAAGCUUCCGGUUUGAACGUAGCUUGUUUGAAUGAAAUAGUAAGCAAAGCUAAUGAGUUUGCCGACCAAAAACUUGGAAUUAUAAACAAGAUUACUACUAACAAUACUUGUAAAACUUCAGAAACUUUUCGAUUACUUAACACGGGAUCUUCAUUAAAAUUAGUACUUUAUGGGAACAUUGGAAGCAUUAAAUGCUAUUUAGCACAAAUAAUCUCACAGUAUAGUGGCAAGCAUUUGACUAUUAAGCAAGUUGAUAAUAAAAUACAUUUUAGUGAUAUAAUGUUAGAAACAACAAAUGUAACGUUACACGACAGCAAUGCCAUUGCAUUCUUUUUAUCAAAUUCGCAGCUACGGCGUGAUGACGAUUUGUUUGCAUGCAGUCAAGUUUUGCAAUGGAUGAGUUAUGUACAAAACCACAUUUUACCAAUGGUUAGUGGCUGGGUACUUUCUUCACUUAAGGUUUAUGUAUCAGGAAAUACGAGAAUGAAUGUAAAAACCUCAAAAGUGGAUCUUUUUUACGCUCUAAGAAGACUGGAUAACAUACUGCAUACAAAGACAUAUUUGAUAGACGAAAGGAUCACUCUUGCAGAUAUAUCCGUUUUUACCGCAUUGCUGCCUUUAUACGAACAUGUAUUUAAUCCACGUUACAGAGAACAAUAUGUGAAUGUGACCAAAUGGUUUUCGACGAUCCUAAAUCAGCCACAAGUAAAAUGUGUAGUGAAAAAUUUUACAUUUUGUAUGGAAGCUACGUGAUUUUAACGCCAUUGCAAU